AUGGACGAAACAGUGCCGCUGCUUCGAGAUGAAGCCCUGGAAGUCCCUAUCAAGGCGGCAAGCACAGAUCCAAACAUCGUCGACUUCGACCCCAAGGGCGACUCGGAAAAUCCUAGAGACUGGCCCAUCACCUACAAAUGGGGUAUUGUAUCACUCCUUGCUUUCAUGUCAUUCACUGUCACAUUCACAUGCAUCUCUGUCGUCCCAAUUGCCAAUGGCAUGAUCGCCGAUUUGAAUGGUGGCAAAUCUCAGAAAUCCGCAAGUGUGCUGCUUGUCACUAUCUGGGAACUAGGUGAAGCGGCAGGCCCAUUACUGAUUGCACCUUUAUCAGAAGUCGUCGGGCGGUACCCUGUCAUGAAUGCUUGCAAUCUACUCUUCAUCGUCGCCAUUGCCCUAGCUGGAGUGAGCCAAAGUGUCCCUCUUCUGAUCGGAGCGCGAGCACUGACGGGUCUUGCCGUCGCGAGCAAUGUGCUGAAUCCUGCUAUCGUUGGUGACAUCUUCACCGAGGAACAUAGAGGCUCUGCCAUGAGUCUGAUCAUGCUUGCCCCCUUGACAGGAGGCGCGGUGGGACCGGCAAUCAGUGGUGCCAUCGCUCAAGACUCCGGGUGGCGGAAGGUACUCCUGAUGUGCGGCGUGUUAGCAGGAUUUGCUGAGCUCUUAUUCCUCCUGCUGUUCAAGGAGACAUACAAGGUCCCGAUCCUCCGACGCAGGGUGGACAGGCUUAGGAAAGAAACCGGCAACCAUGCACUACGGACAUCCUUUGAUGCCCAGGACGAAGGCAACGCCAACCAAUUCCGCGACUCCAUCUUGCGUCCAUUGCUCGUGUUCUGGGAUUCGAGCAUUCUGCAAGCAAUCUCACUGUUCGGCUCGUUGCUUUUCACAUAUUUCUACAUUCUCACGACCACUCUCCCAGAUGUUUUAAUCGGCAUCUAUGGUCUGUCACCUGCUAUGACAGGAGUGGCGUUCAUAUCCUUCAGCAUCGGCUCAGCCGGCUCCAUAAUAGUAAUGAACCUCACGCUCGACCGAAUCUUCAUUAAGCUCCGCAAAGGUAACAAAGGCGUCGGCCUCCCAGAAUACCGCUUGCCCCUCGCCAUCCUCGGUGCAUUCACCAUGCCCUUCCUCGUGAUGGCCUUCGGGUGGAUCGCCGAAUACCGGCUCCCACUCCCGAUACUCCUCAUUGACCUCGCACUGAUCGGCAACACCACGAUGUUCGGCUUCCUCCCCGUGACGGCAUACGUGGUCGAUGCGUCGAAACUCUAUGCCGCAUCUGCGAUGACCGCGCUGAUCGUCACGAGAUGUUUGAUGGGCACGUUUCUGCCGCUUACCACCGCGCCGCUCGUCAGGCAGUUCGGUUUUGGAUAUGCGUUCACGCUACUCGGCGGUGCCAGUCUGGUGCUCGCCCCCAUUCCGGUCUUCAUCUUCAAAUAUGGCGCGAAAUGGCGCCAGAGCUCGAAAUAUACUGCUGAUGACGCUGAUGAAUAG
Exophiala bonariae is the source of this 1482-nucleotide messenger RNA. RefSeq lists its product as uncharacterized. The coding region runs from base 1 to 1482 and encodes 493 amino acids. Gene Ontology annotation, biological process: transmembrane transport. The transcript is spliced from 3 exons. Gene Ontology annotation, cellular component: plasma membrane. Gene Ontology annotation, molecular function: transmembrane transporter activity. NCBI's taxonomy places the organism in Eukaryota, Fungi, Ascomycota, Eurotiomycetes, Chaetothyriales, Herpotrichiellaceae. The record is from RefSeq and is a predicted model, not a curated record.